Triplophysa rosa is the source of this 5645-nucleotide messenger RNA. RefSeq names its product nectin cell adhesion molecule 1b (gene nectin1b). Gene Ontology annotation, biological process: homophilic cell-cell adhesion; heterophilic cell-cell adhesion; protein localization to cell junction. Gene Ontology annotation, cellular component: adherens junction. The record is from RefSeq and is a predicted model, not a curated record. Bases 815 to 2320 code for a protein of 501 amino acids. The transcript is spliced from 6 exons. NCBI's taxonomy places the organism in Eukaryota, Metazoa, Chordata, Actinopteri, Cypriniformes, Nemacheilidae.
CGCUCGUAUCAGCUUCACUAUUACAGUUCAGGUUGUGGCAGCAUUGCCUGAAGUCUUUCAAACCCGGGGAUUGUUGCCAUAUACUGGAGAAUCAACCCAUUUGUUUUUCGGGAAAACGAUUAAUUGCUCGGUGUGAAAGACGAGCGGAUUUCAGGUCCGUUCCAGCAAAAUUAAUCUGAUAAUCCCCGGACUCCAAAUCCCGACCGGGACCGGUGGGACACAUUCUGGUUACUUUUACUGCGCCAAACAAAGUACAGAAGAGUCUUACUACACAUAUGUGUAGCGUGGAGCGAACGGAACGGAUGCAUAAAGCGCUCGGUUAUUCAGGGCAUUGUUAUUAAGCCUCUCUUUCUGGGGACUUGUCAUUGAGGCAUCAAACCGAAGGGGGGUGAACAGCAGAACCGGAUUCAGCGUUUGGGAUGCUUGUUUUAUAGCGGGAUCUCCAGAAAACUGCUGUUAUCUGAACUUAUCCUAUUGUUAUCCGCAUCGUCGAGUGCUUCUCACGACUUUCCGAUCUGCACAAUCAGACAGAGAGCGAGGAGCAUCUGUACGCAAUUACACGGGCUUUGGAUGUGAUCUAGAUACCUGGCUGUCCUAAACUCCGCAUACACUCACUCGCUUUCAUCGCGGAGCAACUACAGACGUUGCGGCACGUGCAGUUUUAUUAAGAGUUGAAGAAAAGCACGUUGCAUCCAUCUGUCCUAUCGUGAAGGGCUGGACUGAAGUGGAUUCUGUCGAAGUUGCAUGAAUUGCCGAGUCGCUCUUUGCAGAUCGCUGUAGCAGAUCGGAUAUUUGGCGCAAGGCGUAAAGUGAGAUGGCGAUGUUGGCGACUUUUUGGAUACUCCUGCUGGUAGCUUUGAACGCUCCAGCAGGGAACGGGCAGUCGGUGCAGACGGACCCCAGUAAAUCUGGAUUUGUGGGCGAUACGGUCGAGCUGCGUUGUCUCUUCAUCAACAGCAAGCCACCAGUAAAGAUCUCUCAGGUCACCUGGCAAAAGCUGAUAAAUGGCACCAAGCAAAACGUGGCCACUGCGAACCCGGCCUUAGGUGUGUCGGUUCUGCCCCCUUUCAAAGACCGCGUGAGCUUCAAGCACCCCGCCGUGCGCCAGAGGACCCCUUCUUCUCUCGAAGACACCACCAUUGUGUUCAACACCCUGCGGCUGUCUGAUGAAGCAGCCUACAUCUGCGAGUACACCACCUUCCCAGCAGGCAACAGGGAGAAUAUGGUCAACUUGUCUGUCUAUGCAAAACCGGAGACGAAGAUGAUGUUGACCUCACCUACCAUCAUCGCACGGAUGCCGAGGCGUAAGAUGCAAGUAGCCACCUGCACAUCGGCUAACGGCAAGCCCCCCAGCGUCAUCAAGUGGGAAACCAAUCUGAAGGGCGAGGCCAACUUCCAGGAAACACGCAAUCCUAAUGGCACAGUGACCGUGCGCAGUAGCUACUUAGUGAUGCCCAGCCGUGAGACCCACAGACAGAAACUCACCUGCAUCGUCACCUACCGCUCAGAGCGCUUCACAGACAGCGUCAUCCUCAAUGUCCAGUAUGAACCAGAGGUGAAGAUUGAGGGGUUUGACGGGAACUGGUAUCUGAAUCGACAGAAUGUGCAGCUGACCUGCGACGCAGACGCCAACCCGGCUGUCACCGUCUACCAGUGGAAACUGCUGAAUGGAUCUCUUCCCAACAAUGUUGAAAUCAAGAACAACACCUUGUUUUUUAAAGGCCCGGUGACGUAUGAGCUUGGAGGAACGUACGUCUGCGACGCCACCAAUAGCAUCGGCACGCGCUCGGGACUGGUGGAGGUCAACGUGACAGAAUUCCCUAACUUCCCAUCUCCUGAGGACCGCGAGAUCCCGCUGGAGCAUCACGGUUCCGGGGCUGCCAUCGGCGGCGCGGUCGGCGGCGUGGCCCUGCUGGUCGCCGCCAUCGCGCUGCUCGUCUUCUUCCUGAGGCGUCGCCAGCGCACCUUCAAGGGCGACUACAGCACCAAAAAGCACGUGUUUGGCAACGGAUACAGCAAGGCUGGCGGGAUGCCUGCCCAUCCACCCGUGCCCAAGAACUUACAGUACCCCGACGAUUCGGACGAUGAAAAGAAACCGGCUCAAAUCAGCGGCCCCGGCGGUUUCGAGGGCGGCGAUCGGGAUUUCGACGGCAACUCCGAGGAUUUGAAGAGACCCUAUUUCACCGUAGACGAAGGCGAAAGUCGCGAUUACGACGAACGGACUCUCGCUUUCAAGUACGACCCCGAGCCCGAGAUCGCCGACGACAUGGUCUCCCAAACCGACGGCUCUGUUAUUUCAAAGAAAGAGUGGUAUGUGUAGAGCGGCAUGCAACAAAAUGGAAAAAAGCAACAACCUUUUGCCCUCUCCUGCAUCCAACACCACCCGACCACCUCCAUCACUCGAACCCGCAUCCCUCCGUGUGUUUAUCCCUCCCUCCCGCACCUCAUCCCAAACCCCUGACCCCAUCAGAGCUCAUGGAAAUAAACAGCUGUAGAAAAAUAGCUCGCAGCAUCCACACGUCAACGUCGUGACAUCCACAUGCUUUUAAAUAAACCUGCGAUUCUCACGGACUGAUGCCAACCGACAUCCACUGAGACUGGACAGGCAGGUUGCUUGAAAAUAUUAAAGUGUAUUAUCCUUUUGCCUCAUUUUGUUGUUCUUAUAAAUGUAUUAAAUGUAUAGAAAAGAGACUGUAACUGUUUUUGGGAAGGGGCAUAUUGCUGGUCAUAUUGUGAAAGUCUUACACUGGAUGUACGAUUUUAUUUUGAGUCUUUUUAUCUCAUUAGCGUCAUAUUGCUUUCGCAUAAAUGGCCGUUUUUUGUUUGUUUGUUUGUAUAAUCUUUUUUAAAUGGGGUGUUGGUUACCAGAAAAAAUGUUGAACUAAAUAUUAGAAUCAGAGGUCCAGUUUUGUCGUGUUUUAUGGGAACAUCACAAUUCUGCCGUCGACAGCGAAACCAAUUCGCCGAAGGACCCGCUCCGAAAUGUGGCAUUUCAGUACAAUUGAAAAAUAGCAUGUGGGUUCUGACUUCUCUUCGAAACCAGUAUUUAUUUUAAGACCCGUCGACGAGGGCUCAGCAUCUCAAAGCAGUAGUCACAUGCGCUCCGCAGUCAACAGCGUAGCUGGCGAAAACUGGGCAUAGACGGAUAAUACGGCCCCCACCCGUCUCCAAUCCGGUACACAUAUGAGAACAAGCGUGGGGUUGAUGUCUUUGAGAAAAUCCCUUCAGCUCUUCAGUCUUAGGAUUCAGACGGGCUUACAUCAUGGGUAGUCCAUUUCCUCUGAAAACUACUAGACAUAAAAGGCUAAACCUGUAUAAUAUGGUGUUUGUUAUUUAGAGUUGGUGAUGUGGAGUGGUCCAUUAUGAGUCAAGGUCUUGUAAAUAUGAACAGGUUCAAUGAUAAUGUUUAGUUCCACAGGAGGUUUAUUCCGCAAGCACCGUUUAGGGCCUUUCAGACGAAUGAAGGCAGCAUUCGGGUCACGGGAACGUGCAAAGUCUGGAGGUAAACGCGUCAACAAGCGGCUCCCAAUAACACAGGCACCACAGACAUGCAUGAAACCACCUGGUUAUGUACUGCUGGACAUUCAAAACCACAGGAUCUGCUGCUAGUUUGCAGCCAGGAAUGGUUUGCAAAAACUUUAUCUGAUCCGCCGUAAGGAGCAAGCUACGUAUGAAUAUUUCGAUACAUGAAACGGUAUCAGAAUUAACGGGGGAAGAAGUACUGCGCAUAAACCCAUAAAAAAACCUUCAAAAAUCACACGGACAUCAGUCGGCGUAUCCCGGAUGGCCACAAACCGUACGAACAUUCGAGCUUCAUUUUAAUGCACGUGUGUCUGUUUCUCUUUUUUGUUGGUUUGCUUUCGCCAGAGCCUUGAUGUUUCACAAGAGAAGAUCUGCCAGGGAGUUUUGUGACAGGGUGGACAGUAUUCACCAAAGCGAUUUCAUUUCCAGAGACAAAUAACCUAACUGCAUCCCUCCAGACUCCAAAAAAAGCAUUAGUGGAAUUUAUCAUGGCUCGUCUAUGAAAUAUUUAAUUCCCUCGCCUGCCUUAAACGGGACUCUGGAUAAGAAAUAGAGAUUAGGAUGCUGAAUGGCUGUAAUCACAUAGACAAUCCAAAGCGGAUACGAGGAACUCUAGAUGAAAGCCCUGUAGGCGCAGAAGCUGCGGACUUUCACAUUUUCCGCACUGAAUUGGAGGCAAGAUGGAUUUAAACGUGUCGAAAUGCGAGAAAGAAAUUGUCAAUUAGUCCUAAAUAAUAGUCACGGUGUGGGGCAUGUGUAUGUGUCUUCAAAUUCUGCAGAAUUCACGUGGGCCUGUUCGUGUGGGUCUCGGUACACUUUACAUAUCUCAAUGUUCGACCUUUGGUUUCACCUAAAACGGACCACAUGAUGAAAAAUUGUACAUUUGUUGCUUAGUUUCUGAUUGUAUUUUUAGCUCUAUCAAAGUCAAUGUGCAGCGUUAUUCAAAUCGCAGUGCCUAUGAUGUGAGAUGUAAGGUUUUACUUGUUUUAACGUCUGUACAUACUGUUUUCUUUUUUUACGUUUCGUUGUGUCCUGUCUGCCGUCACUGUAAAUCAUGUUUGGACAGUAGCACGACGAUAUCAUAAACAUAUCAUGAACAUACGAGUCAGCGCCUUGACUUCAAGUAUUACGGAAGCUGUGUUUUAUAAAUAGACACGUUUUCUUUGCUUCUUAUAAGAUGAUGAAAUAUAAAAGCAGCCCAGCGGCAGUACAUCAACGCAUUUUUUAACCAGCUGCAAAGAGUUGCACCAUCAGUCAGUUAUGGUUAAAGAGACUGACAUCAAUUUAGCUAAAGCACAAGGUUUUAUUAAGUUCUGUUCAAUUUCAUUAUUUCUGUGUGUCAUUCACAGAACGUUUUCACCCCUGUGCGACCAGGGGUUUGUUCGAGAGUCCUUUUUAUUUUGUUAAGCUAAGCACAAGUUACUUAACCACCAAAUGGCUAAAAUGACUCUUGAAUUCAUUUUCAUGACCCAUCGCUGUUUUUAAAGUAGUCUGUCUGUUGGCACAGUUGAUGUUAAGGCUUCUCCGCACAAGCGCAUGGACGUACAUUAGACUUUCUCUUCUGUUACUGUCGUUUUAAAGACUUUUUAUUCUUUUUUUAUAUUUUCUUCAGGUUGCUAUUGGUUUUCCAUUCCACUGUCUCGUGUAUUUCUAACUGCCCACUUCAAAGCCUGACAUUCCACUGUAAAUAAUGUAUGUAACUAUAGCUGGGUUUACUGUACUGUAUGUAGAGGGAACGGAAACAGCGCGGACUUUGACCGCACGGACGAACUCGAAAACAAAUUAGACAGCUCAGUUGGCUGGAGAUGUAUAGCUUAUUGCCAUAAAUCUACUUUAACAUUGACUUUGGUAGAUGGUUUUGAUAUGUCAAUGGCUUCUGUAUAGAGCCGCGGGGCCGAUGCGUUACAAUGACUUUGUACAUAACUUGCGAGAAAACAAAGGACAAAAAAGCAUAAAACAAACAAAAAGAAAGAUCUUGUCUUCAUGCAGCCGUGUGAAUGUAUGUCUGCUGAGGUCGGUAAUGAUAUGAAAAAAAAUAUACAGUAUAUAUUGUUCACAUGUGUUGACCCAGUGAAGUAAACUGUAUUUGCUUUAAAACAUUAAAUGAUUUCAAUGUUCAAAUA